Molecule: messenger RNA, 951 nt
Organism: Cavia porcellus (domestic guinea pig)
Lineage: Eukaryota; Metazoa; Chordata; Mammalia; Rodentia; Caviidae
Product: olfactory receptor 51I2-like
Exons: 1
Coding region: 1-951 (316 amino acids)
Biological process (GO): G protein-coupled receptor signaling pathway
Cellular component (GO): plasma membrane
Molecular function (GO): olfactory receptor activity; G protein-coupled receptor activity
Source: RefSeq, a predicted model, not a curated record
AUGGGAGCUGAGAGGAAUGAAAGUCUUGAUUUCCUAUCUGUCUUCCUGACUGGCAUUCCAGGAUUAGAAGCCCAACAUGUCUGGAUCUCUAUACCCUUCUUUGUCAUGUACAUUGUGGCCACUGGGAGCAACAGCUUAAUCAUGGCAGCAGUGCAGGGAGACUCUGCUCUACAUGAGCCCAUGUAUCUAUUCCUCUCCAUGUUGGCUGUCACAGAAGUGGGUGUCUCUGUGUCUACACUGCCUACUGUUAUGGGCAUUCUUUGGUUUGAUACACGUAGGACAGACUUUGGUGGCUGCCUGGCUCAGAUGUUUUUCAUUCACACCUUCUCCUGCAUGGAGUCAGGGGUCCUGUUGGCCAUGAGUUAUGAUCGCUUUGUAGCCAUCUACAAUCCGCUGCAUUAUACAGCUAUCCUGACCCUACCCCGCAUCAUGUCCAUGGGUCUGGGCAUUACACUGAAGAGUGUGGCAUUCAUGGCCCCACUUCCUGUUCUUCUGAGGCAACUUCCCUAUUGUCACAUUAACAUUCUUUCCCAUUCCUAUUGCCUCCAUUCAGACCUGAUCCAGCUGCCUUGUGCUGAUACUAAGCUCAAUAGUAUCCUGGGUUUGACCAUUGUACUUGCCACUUUUGGCCUGGACUCAGUGCUCAUUGUGGUGUCAUAUGUGCUGAUUCUUUACACAGUACUGGGUAUUGCUUCUGGAGAGGGAAGAAGGAAGGCUCUCAACACAUGUGUGUCACAUGUCUGUGCAGUACUUGUGUACUAUGUGCCUAUGAUUGGGGUGUCUGUGAUGCACCGUGCUGCCAAGCAUGCUUCUCCUUUGGUCCACACAAUCAUGUCUAGCAUCUAUCUCUUUGUGCCACCAGUGCUUAACCCCAUCAUCUACAGUAUUAAGACAAAGCCAAUCAGAGAGGGGAUUGUCACCUUGUUUUCUUGCAAGAAGGAAUUGACCUGA